GGAAGAAGUAAAUCGGAUCGUUUAUAAAUACGAGACAGAUUUUGACGAGACGUAUUUGUGUCGUUGAUACGGUCGCACGAACAAACAUCUUCUUUCUUCGUUAACGUAAUUUAUUUCUUUUCUCUAUUUUCUUUGUAAUUAAAAUCUAAUCGAAUCUCAUACAUACAUACAUACAUAUAUAUAUAUAUAAUCGAACACAUACAUACAUAUAUAUAUAUAUAUAUAAUUCGUAAGAAAGAAUCGUUCUUCUAUUUUCUAUUAAAGAAAAGAAGAAAAAAUGGUUUUAAACGUACCGAACGUUAAGUUUUACAACGGCAACACUGUUCCUCAAUUUGGAUUGGGUACAUGGAAGUCAAAACCUGGAGAAGUCACUCAAGCUGUCAAGGACGCCAUAGAUAUUGGUUAUCGGCACAUUGAUUGUGCUCAUGUUUAUGGUAAUGAAAAAGAAGUCGGGGAAGCAAUAAAAACGAAAAUUACAGAAGGAGUUGUUACUAGAAAAGAUUUAUUCGUUACUAGUAAACUUUGGAAUACUUUCCACAAACCUGAUUUAGUUGAACCUGCACUCAAAAAGACAUUGAGCGAUCUUGGUCUUGAAUAUUUAGAUCUUUAUUUAAUUCAUUGGCCUAUUGCUUACAAAGAGGGUGAGGACUUAUUUCCAAAAAAUUCUGAUGGUUCUCCCGAAUUUAGCAAUGCUGAUUACAUUGAUACAUGGAAGGCUAUGGAAGGUGUAUUAAAUAAAGGAUUAACGAAGAACAUUGGCGUUAGUAACUUUAACUCCGAGCAGAUUACCAGAUUACUUAAAAACUGUACCGUUAAGCCGGUAACGAAUCAAGUCGAAUGUCAUCCAUAUCUAACUCAAAAAAAAUUGUCUGCAUUCUGUAAAGAAAAAGAAAUUGUUAUUACCGCUUAUAGUCCUUUGGGUUCACCAGAUAGACCAUGGGCUAAACCAGAUGAUCCAAAAUUAUUGGAGGAUGUGAAGUUAUUGGAACUUGGAAAGAAAUAUAAUAAGACACCAGCGCAGAUUCUUUUGCGUUAUCAAUUGGAUCGUGGACAUGUGGUAAUUCCAAAAUCCGUUACCAAAUCACGUAUUGCCGAAAAUAGUAAUAUUUUCGAUUUUCAACUUAAGCCUGACGAUAUCGCGUACAUCGAUUCUUUUGACUGUAAUGGAAGAAUCUGUCCAAUGACAGGAUCUGAGGGCAGUCCUUAUUUUCCGUUUGCCAUUCCUUUCUAAGUAAUACACAUGAUAAAUGAAAUUAGAUUUAGUCGUGCAUAAAAAUAUUACGAAAAACCUUAUAAGAUAUGUGUGUCGUACAUAUGUUCUUUGUUAAAUACAUUCAUGCAUACGUUCGUAUUUUUCUACGCAUGUAUUUCGAUAUUCAUAGAAAAUAAAUUUUCGUUAAAUAAGGAAA
Molecule: messenger RNA, 1409 nt
Organism: Vespula vulgaris
Lineage: Eukaryota; Metazoa; Arthropoda; Insecta; Hymenoptera; Vespidae
Product: aldo-keto reductase family 1 member B1-like
Exons: 5
Coding region: 278-1231 (317 amino acids)
Cellular component (GO): cytosol
Molecular function (GO): aldose reductase (NADPH) activity
Source: RefSeq, a predicted model, not a curated record